GGAGGAGAGGGAGGUACCCUCAGACAGCUCUCUGUGUCUGUUUUUUUUUCACAAAAAAUACUGAACUGGGGCUGAAACUGAAACAGGGCAAGACUCGUAAAAGGAGUGCAGUCUCUUGCUCUCCUCAGUUUCCUGUUGAAGGGGGCCAUUUUGUAACUCAGCCUGGAGGAGAGCACAACAAACUUUGGCAUUGUUUUUGUUUCUUCUCUCCCACGCCCGGGAGUUUCACAAUCAAGUUUGGACUUUCUCCCCUGCAGAACAACUUCUUUGGACAAGAGAGAGGUGAAUGAGGGAAGAAAGUGGAGGAGGAAAAGCAGUAGGAGUGUGUCUUUCUUUUAUGGGUCCUCUCACACACAUUGCUUAUGCUUGUCAUGCUUGGACUAUAAAAGAAGUCUGACAACGAGAGAGCGCAAAAGUAGGGCUGAAAGGAGGAAAAGCCACCGCUUCCUGGAUAAGGAUUUCUUCCUUGAUCCUCUGGGAGGGGGUGGACACAGCACACAGAGGAACCGGGACUCUGCUCAGUGUGUGUGUGUAUGUUUCAGUGUGUGUACCCCUCUCUCCUCCCCUGAGACAGUUUGAAUGAGCGUGGGUUUUCUGAGACUGCACCUGGGCGUGUGUUUGUGAGUGUGUAUGUUGAGAGCUUCAGGCAGUCAACAGCCAGGACCUCUGGAUGGCGAACGCUAGCCCCUGUAUGCCCUCAGGGCCCAUGGCCCAGGUCUUCUUUCCUCCGGGGGGUUCCUCACUGCCAGGCACAGCUGUGAUGCAGCAGGGGACACCCAUCACUGUGCCCUCUAUGCCUGCUCAGGGUGGUUUUCCUGUGAUGGACCUGACACCAGGGCAGGCUCCUGGUGGGGCUGUGAUGCCCACAGUGCCUCCUUCUCCAGCGGGGGUGUCCUUCAUCAUCCAGAUUGGCCUGACAAGAGAAUCUGUCUUCAUGCCUCAGACUGCUGACCUGGCUUAUGUGAAACAAAUUGCCUGCUCCAUUGUUGACACCAAGUUCCCAGAGUGCGGCUUCUAUGGCAUUUAUGACAAGAUUUUGCUGUUCAAGCAUGACACAACCACCAACAACAUCCUGCAGCUUGUUAAAGCUGCAUGUGACAUUCAGGAGGGAGAUCUGGUGGAGGUGGUGCUCUCUGCGGCAGCCACAUUUGAAGAUUUCCAGAUUCGUCCCCAUGCUCUAAAUGUGCACUCAUACCGGGCCCCGGCCUUCUGCGAUCACUGUGGAGAGAUGCUGUUCGGAUUGGUCAGACAAGGGCUCAAGUGUGAUGGAUGUGGCCUGAACUACCACAAACGCUGCGCAUUCAGCAUUCCAAACAACUGUAGUGGAGCUCGAAAACGACGUCUGUCCACCACCUCCCUAAGCAGCAGUCAGUCCCUGCGUCUCUCCACCACUGAGUCAGUGUACAGUGUUGGGACGGUCUCCACCUGUACAGAGGACACCAGCCUCAUCCGCUCACACACUCAAAUGCCACGGACCCCUAGUGAUGCCCGGCGCUUCUACACGGGUCGACCCGUUCAUCUGGACAAGAUCUUGAUGAGCAAGGUGAAGGUGCCCCACACGUUUGCAGUCCACUCGUACACACGGCCAACAGUGUGCCAGUACUGCAAGAGGCUCCUUCGAGGGCUGUUCAGGCAGGGCCUACAGUGCAAAGACUGCAAGUUUAACUGCCAUAAACGCUGUGCAUACAAGGUUCCUAAUGACUGCCUUGGGGAGACCAUUGGAGACAACAGAAGUAACUGCGACAUGUUGAGUCCCAGUGCGGACCCCGAGGUGCCCAUGGACUACAGCAGUGAAUACGAUGCCUCGGACAAAUCUUCAAUAGAUGACUCAGAUGAGGCCUGUAGUAUCCCUGGGUCCUUCUCUCCUGACAACAACCAGGAUGGAGCCAGCGGAGACCAGAGUGUUUACAUCCCAUUAAUGAGGGUGGUACAGUCGGUGAGACAGACAACCCGUCGAUCCAGCACAGCUAUCAAGGAGGGAUGGAUGGUUCACUACAGUAAUAAGGACACACUGAGAAAGAGGCACUACUGGCGUCUGGACUGUAAGUGCAUCAUCCUUUUCCAGAACAACACCUCCAACAAAUACUACAAGGAGAUUCCUCUGUCUGAAAUUUUGGAGCUGCGACCUGCUAGCAACUUCACUCUUGUCCCCCCUGGCACAAAUCCCCACUGCUUUGAGCUCAUCACUGGCACUAUGUGCUACUUUGUAGGGGAGGACCCCAACACCCUACCCUCUCUGCCCUCCAGCAACCCCCAGACUCUCCCCCAGACCCCUCCCUCCCCCAGCCAAGUGGCACCCAACAGCGGCAUCGGCCGCGAAGUGGCCAAGGCAUGGGAGAGUGCCAUUCGUCAGGCCCUCAUGCCAGUCAUUUUCCAGGAUGCACCACCAGCUGAGGGGAACACAACUCACAGGCAAGCCUCUGUCAGCAUUUCCGUGUCCAACAGUCAAAUCCAAGAGAAUGUGGACAUUGGUACAGUGUACCAGAUUUUCGCUGAUGAAGUUCUGGGAUCUGGGCAAUUUGGAGUAGUGUAUGGAGGAAAGCACCGGAAGACAGGGAGGGACGUAGCUGUGAAAGUAAUCGACAAGCUUCGUUUCCCCACCAAGCAGGAGAGCCAACUGAGGAAUGAGGUGGCCAUACUGCAGAGUUUACGUCACCUAGGCAUCGUGAACUUGGAGUGUAUGUUCGAGACCCCAGAGAAAGUGUUUGUUGUGAUGGAGAAGCUCCACGGUGACAUGUUGGAGAUGAUCCUCUCCAGCGAGAAAGGCAGACUGCCUGAGAGGCUCACCAAGUUCCUCAUCACUCAGAUUCUUGCGGCUCUGAGACAUCUGCACUUUAAGAACAUCGUUCACUGUGAUCUGAAACCUGAGAAUGUGCUGCUUGCCUCCGCUGAUCCUUUCCCUCAGGUGAAGUUGUGUGACUUUGGCUUUGCCCGUAUCAUCGGUGAGAAGUCUUUCCGUCGUUCUGUAGUCGGCACACCUGCCUACCUGGCCCCAGAGGUUCUGCUGAACCAGGGUUACAACCGCUCACUGGACAUGUGGUCCGUCGGCGUCAUAAUGUAUGUCAGCCUCAGUGGGACGUUCCCAUUUAAUGAGGAUGAAGAUAUCAAUGAUCAGAUCCACAACGCAGCCUUCAUGUACCCUCCCAAUCCCUGGAAACAGAUCUCCAGUGAUGCAAUUGACUUGAUCAACAACCUGCUGCAAGUUAAAAUGAGGAAACGCUACAGUGUGGACAAGAGUCUCAGCCACUCAUACUUACAGGACUAUCAGACAUGGUUGGACCUGAGAGAGCUGGAGACUAAACUUGGCGAGCGUUACAUCACCCACGAGAGUGAUGACAGCCGCUGGCAAAUGUUUGCCCGUGAACAUACUCUGCCUUACCCUGCCCACCUUGUGCCGCCUCCUCCUGCACCAGGCUCUGACGAUGAGGAGGGUGGGGAGGACGCAGAUGUACAAGGCCUCACUGAGAGGGUCAGCAUCCUCUGACCACAACGACGAGGGACUCAAGCUAAUUUAGGAAGGAGGAAAGGAAUAGGGAGAGGGAGGAUGUGAUGGUCGACCUAGGACCUGAAAGAGACAUUAAGUUGCAAAUAGUCAUAUGGUUUUAAUAAGAAUAGUGUCUAUCUGUUUAGAUUUUCACAGGAUACUUCCGCUGUGUGUCAGCACUCAGUUUUACAGCAAUAAAUCUAAUUUCCUCCAGCCUGAGGUCAUCAAAAACUUGCUUGCAAUCAUUUACCUCAGCUGUUAAUGGUCUUCUUUCUUCUUUUGAAUUGUUGAACUCUUUUAAUGAUGAAGACUGCUCGACUCUAUUUCACAUCCUCUGUUCGGCUGACCUGGGGAGGCUUUGAAGUUAAAAUUGGAGUCAAACUUAAAAUCAGAAUUUGUCACAAUGAAUAGAAAACAGCAUGUUCUUUUCCUCUCACCACAAAGUGCUUAAAGGUGAGGCAGAAAAUAACAUUUGCCCAGAAUCAAUCAGAUAGAUUUGUCAGGGUAGUUUUUCCUAAACUAAGGGCAGUUAAAAGUUAAAAUGAAAUCUAAACAAGAAGACAUUUGUCAUUUUAUUAAACAGACUGGAAUCGCAGUCCCUCUUAUGUCUAAAGACCAGUUCAAUCUCUUCUCAUUAAUGGAGUGCUUUAAAAGUGACAAAAGACUUCCUCUCUGCUGGUAAUUACUAAUGUGCUUGGACCCAUCUGUAUUCACAAAUGCAUUUCCAUAAAUUCAUAUCCUGUAGUGAAAACUGGAAGUAUUGAUCCGGCGACAGCAAAUCCUCCAGUAAUUACCACUGGUUUUGAGCCGCAAUGGACUCUGAGAAAAAAUAUGUGACUAAAGAUGUCACUGUGGGUUUAAAUGAACUCUAAGCAUCAGGUGGUGUAUUAUCUGCAAGCUGGCAGAUUAUGCCACAUUACACACAAUGGCUGUUGUUGAAUGGUGAAAACUGCUUCUAUUGUGCUCAGUCAGCCACUUUCACUCAUGAUACCAGCUGUGUAUUUAAAUUGUGAAUAACAUAUCCUCAGAGUUGCCCGUAUAUAUAUAAGAUUUGCAUACUGUUAAUAAGGGUAGCAUUUUUACACCUGAGCAGGUAAACAGACGCUUCUUUUAUCAAGAGCGGACCUCUCCCUAUGAUGUAAAUGUAUGGAUGGACAGCUUGGGUUGCUUGGGGUGAAACUAGAUUUUUUGGGGGGGAGUGUAUGUAGUAAGUUUGAUUAUUGACCACCUGUCAUGUCAAUAUGUUGCAUGUUUCUGUGAAGUAGAGUUAUCUAGAUACAUUAUAAAACAUACUGUAGUUAUUAUAGUCUAUUAUAGACAUGUGUAACCUGAAGUUUAUGUACUGUAGCGUCAAAUAUGUGUAGACCGUGUACAACAUAUUUGAAGGAUAAUCCUAGCCCUUGUAACAGACAAUACAAACCUUGAACAAUA
This is a messenger RNA of Thunnus maccoyii (southern bluefin tuna), 4915 nucleotides long. RefSeq names its product protein kinase D2 (gene prkd2). The transcript has 19 exons. NCBI's taxonomy places the organism in Eukaryota, Metazoa, Chordata, Actinopteri, Scombriformes, Scombridae. The record is from RefSeq and is a predicted model, not a curated record. The coding region runs from base 671 to 3484 and encodes 937 amino acids. Gene Ontology annotation, molecular function: ATP binding; protein serine/threonine kinase activity. Gene Ontology annotation, biological process: protein phosphorylation.